Molecule: messenger RNA, 246 nt
Organism: Oikopleura dioica
Lineage: Eukaryota; Metazoa; Chordata; Appendicularia; Copelata; Oikopleuridae
Source: the annotation of a GenBank genome assembly
AUGGAUGCGCGAUUUGCUGCAGGUUUUCCUGCGAUGGCCCAGUGGCAGGUUUCCGCACCAAGAGGCAACGAUGAUCCUUCGAACCUGAAGAUUCGAAGGCUGUUGCCUAGACACUGGUAUGCCACGAAACGUGAACGAGAGCGUUCACGUGUUUUCGCUCUUAGUCCGUUUGCGACCCUCCUGUGUUCUUAUCCAGAAGAGCCGAAGCGAAAUAAGCUCCAGACGGAGAUUUACACGAAUAUCUAA